UAACUUGUUUUGAUUUUUUUAUUUAUUUAUUUUUUUACAUAAUCGUUUACAAACAGCAUCCAUCUCGCUCCCCCUGCGCUGGUCCAAAAUGCGGAGUCUUGUGAAUUGGCGUGUAUUUAUUAGCUUUUUGGUCGUUUUUUACCAACAAAAUGUUGUCGAAGUGGAAAUGUGCGGAGGGCUGACCAAGGUGAAGCGGGCUGAUGAAGUUGUUCAGAAGAUCUGCGAUGCAAUGAAAUCUCUCGCAGAGCAGAAAACUGGGAGAAACUUCGAGGUUUUCACUGCAAAGAGCUACAAAACACAGCUCGUAGCUGGGACCAACUACUUCAUUAAGGUCUAUGUGGGAGGAGGCGAAUAUGUUCACCUCCGUGUUUACAAGAAACUCCCGGCUUAUGGAGGAACGCUCGAGCUGACCGAUCUGCAGCACCCCAAGAGUCAACAUGACAGUAUUGAGUACUUCUAAUGGGAAAAUGAACCAGCCAAAGCAUCAGUGCCUACAGCCUGUGCUCUCAUUGUAAUCCAUUAAUAACCUGCCUCUUCAUGAGGGGAAAGCUUUCCUUGUUUACAUAUAAUAACAUACUGCAGAAAAUAGAAGACAAAGUGGAUCAUGUUUUAUACAAAGUACUUAAUUAAAUGAAUGAAGCAGAUUUUUUUUCGGUUGUGGUUUCUGAGUUGUGAAAUGUCUGCAGCCCCGGGAGUGGACUGUAUUUGAUUUGUCACAUUGAAAGAGGGACAGAAAAUUACAUAAUCAGUGAAGCCAAACACACGUCUCUUUCCUAAUAUGGGCAAUGUCUUUAGUAAAACUCAGCUGUAAGCAUGUCUCCAUGCUCUGAAUUGAAGGAUUUUAGCACACAAUGUUAUGUGUUUUCAAACUCACAAAAUCAUAUUUUACGUUCUUGUAGCAAUAACCAUGUGAGACUGAAGUUUAAAUACUUUUCUUCCCCACAUCCUGUGUGUAAGAGUCAAUUAUAGCAUCAUUUGGAGAGUUAUAUUUCAUUUAGCAUGUUAUCCUUUUUGAACGCAUAUCUGAAGGGGACCUAAAAUAAAGCACAGUUCAGUCA
This is a messenger RNA of Oreochromis niloticus (Nile tilapia), 1058 nucleotides long. RefSeq names its product cystatin-B. Bases 89 to 460 code for a protein of 123 amino acids. Gene Ontology annotation, molecular function: cysteine-type endopeptidase inhibitor activity. Lineage: Eukaryota; Metazoa; Chordata; Actinopteri; Cichliformes; Cichlidae. The transcript is spliced from 3 exons. Gene Ontology annotation, cellular component: cytosol. The record is from RefSeq and is a predicted model, not a curated record.